AUGCUGGUCGAUUUCACGAAUGCACAGUUACCAUGGAAAGGAGUAACUAAUAUUAAAGAAGUUGGAAAAACUAAAAUGGAAUCACGUCAAGAACCUCUUCUCAGUGCGAUGAUGAAACUAUGUGCGAGAGAGGAAUAUCAGCAGGUGUUAGAGCACAUUGAUGGUCUUCAAUUCUUCGCAGAACCAAACUACGAGUUUAUUUACACAACAUUACGGAAGGCCAUGAAAAGAAAAGGAUUACAAGAAUUCCCGUAUGACUGGGAGAAAGAAUACUCAUGA
Molecule: messenger RNA, 279 nt
Organism: Cooperia oncophora
Lineage: Eukaryota; Metazoa; Nematoda; Chromadorea; Rhabditida; Trichostrongylidae
Source: the annotation of a GenBank genome assembly